Molecule: messenger RNA, 6410 nt
Organism: Apodemus sylvaticus (European woodmouse)
Lineage: Eukaryota; Metazoa; Chordata; Mammalia; Rodentia; Muridae
Gene: Minar1
Product: membrane integral NOTCH2 associated receptor 1
Exons: 4
Coding region: 706-3450 (914 amino acids)
Biological process (GO): negative regulation of TOR signaling; negative regulation of cell population proliferation
Cellular component (GO): plasma membrane
Source: RefSeq, a predicted model, not a curated record
UUGCUUUUGCCCUGGCGCAGCAGGCGCAACUCUUAACGAAGCAGAGGCCUUCUCAGGACUCUGGGGGUGCGGGCACCCACUCUCUAGGUGGCUGCAGCCUCCGGCAGGGCACGCCCUCGGCGCUAUUGCCGCGCCCCUCUCGAGUCCGCCCCUCCCGCCUCAGGGAGCGCGUCCCCACUGCUGGAGAGUCCUGCCUUCCUCAGCUCCCCAGGCGGGAGACGAUGGAAAGGCUAAACUGGGUCUCGGGCCAUCGGGUUGCUGGCCCCAGCUGCCCACGGUAUCCGAGACCGUGAGGCGGCGACACUGGCCGAGCCUCAGAAACCGAGAUUCUGGCUGAUCGGGACUCUGAGGCCGCAUCCUCCGGCCGCUGAGCGCCCCAGCAUCAUGCAAGUGGGCACUGGCAGCCGACUGCCCAGGAAAGCCCGGGUGCAACCCUAGCCUGCAGAUCCAGACCUCAGGCUCUGGGGGGCUGAAGUUACCUUACGCCAGGGGUGUUGCCUCAAGUGCAAAGCCUGGGCUGUCCUGGAGCCUAGGACUCUCUUGGCUAGGGAACCUUCGGGAAGCUCUGCGUUGGAGGCCGUGUGGACCACCACCUCAGAGCCACUCAAGACCUGCGGAGGACUGAGGACCAAGAGCUGGAGCAGUCUCCAGAGGAUAGAACUGACUGAUGCUCCAGUGUAGUUAGUGAGUUUGCACAUCUAAAUCAUGGAGGCCAAUCAGGAAGCUUCCCUCUUUUUGGUGAAGAUCUUAGAAGAAUUGGACAGUAAACAAAAUACCGUUUCCUAUCAAGACCUAUGCAAGUCGCUAUGUGCCCAGUUCGAUCUGUCUCAGCUUGCCAAACUGAGAAGCGUGCUUUUCUACACAGCAUGCCUCGAUCCCAACUUUCCAGCCACUUUAUUCAAAGACAAGAUGAAGUGCUCUGUAAAUAAUCAGCAGUCAAAGAAAAUCAUGGUGGCGGCAGAUAUCGUGACCAUCUUCAACCUGAUCCAGAUGAAUGGGGGCACUGCCAAGGAGAAGCUACCCACAAGUUGUCACAAGGUGCGCAAGAAGGAGGCAUCCUUUGAGUCUUGCCGGUCACCGGACACCGAGGUGUGCAGCCCGACAGUUUGUGAGCCUCUAAACUGUGAGCUGAGUGAGAGGCCCUUCAGCCGAGGCUACCCCACAAGGCAGUCAUCCAAAUGCCGGAAGAUGGACUGUAAGGAAUGCCCACAGUUUGUCCCUGCCUCUGAGCCCAACUUCCUGUUGGGUGUUAGCAAAGAGGUGAAAAAUCGGGCAGCCUCUCUGGACAGGCUGCAAGCCCUAUCCCCCUAUUCUGUGGCCAGCCCUCAGCCCUGUGAGAUGCAGAGGACCUAUUUCCCCAUGAAUAUUGAGAACGAGUCCAUUUCAGAUCAGGACUCUCUGGCCAUCAGCCAAGGCAUCAAAGAGACCUUCAUCUCCAGUGAGGAACCGUUUGUGCUUCAGUCCUGCGUUCAGAAAAGGAACAUCUUCAAAGAAGACUUCCACAAUCUCAUGGCUGUGUCCCCCAGUUUGGUUGGUACAACUAACAAAGCAGAAGAGCCCCGGAGUCAGAAGGAGCACCACAAGCCACCCUUCUUCAACCACAGCUUUGAGAUGCCUUACCACAACCAGUACCUGAAUCCCGUGUAUUCCCCCAUCCCUGACAAAAGGCGGGCAAAGCAUGAAAGUUUAGAUGACCUGCAAGCGUCUACCUAUUUUGGACCCACUCCAGUGAUGGGAACACAAGAUACCAGGCGCUGUCCAGGGAGGUCCAGUAAACAGACUCCGUGGCCGGUCAAAAGUUGGAGCCUAAACACAGAGGAAGUGCCUGACUUUGAACGUUCCUUUUUCAAUCGAAAUCCCUCCGAAGAGAAGCUGUGUUAUCCAAAUUCUGGCAGCCAGACUCCCAAUUUCUCAGGCCCAGACAGGCAUCCAGUUUACCUGGUGUCAAAGGAUCAACAGAAGGUUCUCCCUGCUGGCUACGCAGUGAAACCAAAUGGACUCAAAUCUAAAGAGAUGUCGUCCCCUGUUGACCUGGAGAAGCACGAAGCGGUCAAGAAGUUUAAAGACAAAAGCAUCAGCUGCACCAGUGGGCAGCACAGCUCAGACACCAGCAGUGUGGGAACCCAGACAGAGCAGCAUGUGCUGGACCCCCCAAAAUGCAAAGACUUGUGUACUUCGGGUCAGGCCAAGUACAGUGACAGGCAUGCCAUGAAGCACUCGGAUGAUGACUCAGAAAUCGUCAGCGACGACAUCAGUGACAUUUUCCGGUUUCUCGAUGACAUGAGUGUCAGCGGCUCCACAGGAGUGAUACAGUCAUCUUGCUACAACAGCACCGGCUCCUUGUCUCAGCUUCCUAAGUCAGACUGUGAGAGUUCGCCAGAGCAUCACCUCGCCAAAAUCGCCAACGGGGUCUCCAGCAGCAAGGGAGACAAGUGUAACCGGCCUGAAAACGUCCACCACUCCGAGGAAGAGUUGAAGAGCAGCGUGUGCAAACUGGUUCUCAGGAUUGGUGAGAUCGAGCGGAAGCUGGAAUCCUUGACAGGGGUCCGAGAGGAAAUCUCCCAGGUCCUUGGAAAACUCAAUAAACUGGAUGAGAAAAUCCAGCAGCCGGAGAAGGUGAAUGUGCAGAUUGACCUGAACUCCUUGACGAGCGAGGCACCUUCUGAGGACAGCACCUCUCCGAGGGUCUUCCGUGCACACAGUGCCUCCCGCGGACCGAAGCUGGAGAACAGUCCCGACUGGUGCUGCUCCGAUGCCAGCGGAAGCAACAGUGAAAGCCUGCGUGUCAAGGCCUUAAAGAAAAGCCUCUUUGCCAGGCCCUCUUCCAGGUCCCUGACGGAGGAGAACAGUGCCACAGAAUCUAAAAUUGCCAGCAUCUCGAACUCUCCCAGAGACUGGCGAACCAUCACAUACACCAACCGGAUGAGCCUCAACGAGGAGGAGACAAAAGAUGCAGGCCCUGCCAAUAACAAAGACUGGCAUCGGAAAUCCAAGGAGGCAGACAGGCAGUAUGACAUCCCCCCACAGCACCGACUGCCCAAGCAGCCCAAAGAUGGCUUCCUGGUGGAGCAGGUGUUCAGCCCUCAUCCUUACCCCACCUCCCUCAAAGCCCACAUGAAGAGCAACCCCCUGUACACCGACAUGCGGCUGACCGAGCUAGCCGAGGUGAAGCGGGGCCAGCCUUCUUGGACCAUAGAGGAAUAUGCUCGGAACUCUGGUGACAAAGGCAAGCUGACAGCUCUGGACCUGCAGACCCAGGAAUCUUUAAACCCAAACAACUUAGAGUACUGGAUGGAAGAUAUUUAUACUCCAGGCUAUGAUUCAUUACUAAAACGGAAAGAGGCUGAAUUUAGACGAGCCAAGGUUUGCAAGAUCGCUGCUCUUAUCACUGCUGCUGCAUGCACGGUCAUUCUUGUCAUUGUUGUGCCGAUCUGCACGAUGAAGUCCUGAACCUGCGGACUCAGCUUUAUACGCAGCUCCCAACUCCCAGUGUCUUUCUCCGUAAUUUCCAAAGCUGGUCCCACUGUGGCUACAGUCUGCUGGAAUAGAGACAAAAAUCCUGGAUGUUUUUCUACAGCACUGAAGGUCAUUUUCAGAGAGCAUAUACUCCGGAAAGAUAUCUGCCUAGCUGUUAAGCUGUUAAGCUUAGACAUAGCUACAUUCUGAAUAUAUUUCCAAAAGUACAAUAUCAUUUUCCACAAAAGGAAUGCCAUGGAUUGUCAGUAAAUAAAAAAAAUAGAUUCUUUCAUUUGGAUGAUGAGUCAUGGUGGGCAUUAAAUUAUACAGAACAGAUCCAAUACCUGCUCUUUGAAGGAGCUGACUGACAUGGAUACAAUGAUUAAAAAGACAAAAAAAAAAAAAAGGCUAAGGGAUGGGAUCUGUUUCCUUAACACUCUAAGUUUGUUGCUGGUGAUGUGACUGGAUGUGUGUCCACAAGAAUGUGGCUUCUCUUUGGACUUUUGUCAAGGGCUAUUGACUUCCAUCAUGCCCUUCUGUCAUUGUCUGUAGAUCUGAAUUGCUGCAGCUCUUGAUAGCAGCUUUCUGAAUCUUCUUCUUUGGCCCAGGUAAGAAGGAGCUGUACUUCCAAGCCAAGCAUGACACACAGCAUCCUUUUUGUAGAACGGGCGGAGAUACUCAGGAUAGGCAACCUUUCAGUUGUCCCCAAAAUGAUGUGGGAAAGCUUGCUGGUUGGGGUAUGCUCAACAUCUGAAGGUCACAGCCGCCCUAAAGGAUCUCUGGUUCUAGUUCUGGCAUGUGGCUUUGUUUCUUAAAUUUUUUAACUCUUGGUGGUCCCUGAUGCUCUAUUCUGAAGAAUUUGGAACUUGUCCUUGUGCCUUGAAGAGCAGAGAUAAUAGUGACACUUAAAUAUUCUAACUAUAAACCAUGUUUUCGGCCCACCACUGGUACCAACCAUUUAUGUGACUUUUAAAGAAGGAUUUUGAAUGUUAUUCAAUAACGUGAUAAAGGUACCAAGGUCUCCUCAACUACAACAGCAUUUACUCCAGAGUUUUAAAUAUUUGUCAGCAGUGCAAAAAAAGUAUCUAUUUAAUCAUUCAUCUAUCUAUAUGUCUAAAUACCUGAGUUUCAUAUUUUUGUCUUCACUAAGUAAAUAUGGAGAGCAAGAUUUUUCCAAGUGUAAAAGAAGCUGUUGUAAUUUUAUUAGAGUUUGAUCUCUGUUCCCACUUGAUUGGUGCUUUGACCAUAAUUGGGCAGAAAGACUCCUUAUCAACAUCUGUGUCUAAUGUCUUACAACAGAUUAAAUAAAUAAUGGUUGUCAGAAGCUAGCAACCUUUGAUCUAUUUAAUAAUGAACUGAAGUGUACACACAUUUUGGUAGUAAGAAUAAUCACUUUGGGAAGUUUGCACACUUUAUGCAAGUGGAAUCUGAGAAGCCUUUAAUUUCUAAAGCAAUAGGAGUCCAGCAUCCAUCCUAAAUAUUUCCAAAUAAUGCUGAGCUUGCUGCACCAGAUCCUGUUGUCACUAGUGAAGAAUGGUCAGUGCAUUUCCUAAUGCUAACAGAUGAUGGAUGGAUUCUCCCACCUCUAGGGGGGCCUUUGUUCUUAGAGGUCUUCCUGGUAUCUAUUUCUAUUGAUAUGUUUACUAAUGGUCUUCAAUUAGGUGACUAAAACUUAAGCCUUAGAAUGGAGGACUUGUCAUUGAAAAAGAAUGCAUACAUAUACACAUAUACAUGCAUGUAUUCAAACAUACAUAUACAUACAUACAUACAUACAUACAUACAUGCCUGUUGUCAGGAGUUUAGUCUUUUGUUGCUCUAUUUUUAGAUCGGGCACAUCAAAUAAGGUUGUUUAUUCACUCCAUAAAGGAUAUUAGGUUACAUCCACUUGUAAGCAAUGACUCUGUACCACACUAUGGUGUAACCAUUCUGCCCCACACCACAGAUUAAGCUAUCAAAGUAUCAGAGAGAGCACUUUUCAACUUUUUGCUCUGUGAUUUGCUCAACAGCUGAGAUGUACUCUUCUAGGAUAAUAAAGGAUCUUGUCAAAUCCCAACCUGACUCCUCCUUUUGACAGGUGGGGUUAUGGAGGCCAGAUGGCUCUCCUGUGAUGAAAGUGCUGACAUAAUGAAGCCAUUCACAGUCCACUCAUUGUCACUGCCCUAGGGCAAAUCUCUUCUAAUGGGCCCUAUGUGGGUCAUAUGACUAUAAGCCUAAUUCAAGAAUAGAAGUGAAUGAAUUCUGUAGAAUUUUCUAAUACCCUUUGCAUUUCUUGGGGAGAGAGUCAAAGAAAUCCAAUCUUGCUCUAAGUCCAACUCAGUGUUGUCCUAUAUUGAAAACAGGACCCAGACAAUAAAAGUGAAAGUAAGGAUGAAGGUUUUCUCUGGAAAGGGGCCAUCCUCAGGUAGGCGGAACCAAGUCUGGCACUGAUGAACGACACCUUUGCCAUGUUUAUGAGCUCAUGGAUGCCUGAAAUCUCAGAAUCCAUAAAAGAUUAUGUUUAUAAUUAGAUUUUUUUCCUUUUAACCCCAACUUGAUUUUCUUAUAUCCUAGACUCUCCCUAGUUCCCCUAACCCCUCAAUAUUCAUAAUGAAGCAAGACAAAGUUCACUUGACAGAAAAGUAUACAUCUCUCAGUAUAAUAUGUUUCCCUCAUCUCCUGUUGCAAUGCAACAGCCCUAAGGCAAAGAUGACUGCCUCUGUCUUUAUAAAAUGUACAUGUUACAUACCCAAAACGAAAGUCACUGCAUGCAACAAAUUUACUCCAUUUUUGUUGGCUUGCUUUCCUUCCUUCCUUCCUUCCUUCCUUCCUUCCUUCCUUCCUUCCUUCCUUCCUUCCUUCCUUCCUCCUUCCCUUUCUCCCUCCUUGUCAUCCCUCUAUUCUGUCCCCCCUUUCUUUCUUCUCUCUUUUCUUUCUUUCUUUCUUUCUUUCUUUCUUUCUUUCUUUCUUUCUUUCUU